UUAUGCUUCAGUUAGCUAUUCCAAAAAAAUAUUAAUACAUAAAUAAUAUUUAACGAAACUAGUAAUUUUUACUUGUUUCCUUUUACCCGUGCUGUCCAUUUAUACAUUAUACUAGCAAUAUAGUCUUUGAAACUGAGCCUCCCCUUAAAAAAUACAUAUCAACUACUAAUAUGAUUAAUAAACUAUUAGAAUAAGAGUAAGUAAUUAUAUUAAAAUAUAAUAUUUUGUCACUGAAUAGAAAAAUUCGUGUUUUGUCGAUAUUGCAAUCUACGUUCUCUAUAAAUUGUUCUUUUGGCGAGUUUUACAGAUAUCCGGCAGUCACUACGACGAUGGCAGUUAGAGUAAAAAUGCCGCACUGCCGCCCGAGUGUUUCAAUCAUAUUAUGUAAUAUUAUGACUGGGUGUAGCUGAGGGAGCCAAGCUUGCGAUAAUUAAGGAAAAAAGUGUUGUAAAAUUAUCAAAAAUGGCACAGAAAAAUCAAGGAUCAAUUACUUCAUUUUUUAAGUUAACACCUACUACCUCAGAAUUUAAUUGAACUCAUAACAACAAUACUCUUACGAAUAAACGAGCAUCUUCGCCAGUUAACUCGAUUGACUCCGCUAAAAUUUGUCGCACUUUAAGUUUAGAUACAAAAGACUCAAAUAAUAUUUCUUUUACUGAGGACACAAUCUAUAGUAAUAAUUAUGAUAUUGAAUUUUAUAUUAACCGUAAGUUAUCGAACGAAGAUAUCUUAAUUGUUAUGACGAAAAUUUGGAUGCCAAAUAUAUCAUUCAAAUUCCCACAAAAACUAUAUACAGUUCAAAAUACUUAAAGUUCCAGUAUUCAUGGCUAUUAAGAUUCCCUUAUACUCGAUAAAAGAAAAUCAUGCAUUUUGUCGAAUCUGUGUAGCUUUUUCCAAAUCGAAUGAAAAUAACGGACAAAUCUUUUUAGUAAAAAAAAAAUAUGAUAAUUGGAGAAAUGCUAUUGUUGAUUUCAAAGAACAUUCUAACAAGGGUUACCAUAAAACGUGUGUGUUAAGUUCAGAUAAUUUCAUGGAUGUUGUAAAACAUCCUGAGAAAUCUAUAACGUGUAAAAUAGAAACUGGAAGAGCUGAACUAAUUAGAAAAAAUCGAAAAAAUAUAACUCCAAUAAUUCAAACCGUAAUUUUAUGUGGUAAACAAAAUAUUCCUCUCAGAGGACAUCGAGAUUCUGGGAAAAUUAUUGUUGAACAAGAAAAUGACAGGCUUAUCCAAGAAAAUCAGGGAAAUUUUAGAGAAAUAUUAAGAUAUAGAGCCCAAGGAGAUAAACAUUUAAAAUCAUUUUUGGAAGUUGAAGGAACAAUAAGUAGUAUACAAGUGCAACACUUUAAAAUAAAAUAAUUGAAUCCUGCAAUAAAAUUAUUUUAAAUAAAAUCGUAACAAACAUAAAUGCCCAAAGAUGUUUCACAAUACUUGCUGAUGAAACAGCUGACAUUGGUGGAAUCGAAAAAGUAUCUUUGUGUCCACGAUAUUUAGAUGUUGAAAAUAUGAUUAUCAAGGAAGAAUUUCUUCAGUUUGUGUCUACGACAGAUACUACUGGAAAAGGUUUAGCCGAUAUUAUUAUACAAAGUUUACAUUCAUUUGGUGUAGAUACAAAAUACCUUAGAGGACAGGGUUACGAUGGAUGUGCUUCUAUGUCUGGUCAAUUUAACGGAGCUCAAGCUAUUAUUCACCAAAGUCAACCGCUUGCGACGUAUGUUCAUUGUGCUGCUCAUGUUUUAAACCUUGCUAUUUCUUAUUCAUGUUCUAUAUAAAAAAUACGAAAUUGUUUAGGAACAAUAUCUAAAGUUAGAGAUUUCUUUAUAUAACCGAAGCGAAAAGAUGUGGUGAAAAGUCAAAUCGAAGAAAGCCAAGAAUGUAUUACAAAAAAAACAUUAAAACGAUUAUGUGCGACUAGAUGGGUUGAACGUUUUCAUGCUGUCAAUGAUUUUCUUGAGCUUUUUGAGUACGUAAUUGAAUCGUUAUUUAUAAUUUCGAAGUGGAGUGUUACUGAAACAUCAUCACAAGCAAGCAAUCUACGAACAUCAAUACUGAAAGAAGAUUUUAUUAUUUGUUUACUUAUUGUGAAUAAAGUAUUUAGUUUUGGAUUACCUCUUUCAAAACAACUUCAAAGAAUAAAUAUUGAUCUAGGUGAAGCUAUGGAUCUUGCGGAAGAUACAAUAAAAGAACUUCAAACUUUAAGAUCGAAUGCUGAGUCUGAAUUUCAUAAAAUUUUUGAAAAUGCAUUGACUUUAUCAAAUAAACUAGAUACAAAUAUUUCCAUACCACGUAUUAUAGGAAGACAAACGAAAAGAGUAAAUAUUGAGACAAAUUCACAAGAGUCAUAUUUUCGAGUUGCUUUUUUUAUUCCUUUCUUAGAUACAUUUAUAGAUCAACUAAAUUUAAGGUUUGUUAAUCAAAAAAUGUUUUGGACUUUUGAACUAUUGGACUUCAAAUCAUUAAUUUCAACAGACGAAAAUGAAGCUCACUUCUUACGUUUGGCGCAAAUGUAUAUGUUUGACUUAAAUGAAUGCGAAGAAUCUGUGUUACUGGCAGAGUUCAAAUUAUGGAAAAGACGUUUAGAAAGUAUUAAAUCAUCAAAUACACCAAGAAAUGCCAUGGAAGCAAUAGUUUUAUGCAAUAGCCAAAUUUAUCCAAAUGUAUUUAAACUCUUACAGAUUUUUGCAACUUUACCAGUAUCAACUGCAUCUAAUGAGAGGUCGUUUUCUAAUUUGAAAAGAAUAAAGACAUACUUGCGAAACACAAUGUCACAAGGGCGAUUUAAUGGUUUGGCUAUGCUAGCCAUUAACAUAGAAGUUGGCAAAGGCGUAAAGCAUUUGAGUAAAUGUAUUUGAAUAAAAGUAUUCAAAUACUUUCAUUGGUAUUGAAUAGUAUUUUUAAAUACAUUUAAUAAAAAGUAUCUGAGUAGUAUUUUAAAUACAAUUAUUUAGUAUUUAAUACUGUUUAAUAUUCAGUACUAUUAAUAUACUUUUUUUUUUUAAUUUGCUAACCGUAACACAGCAACCAAAUUAAACUCAGUCAAAAUGAAAAUUGAGAAUAAUUCUCUGUUAUUUUAUAUGUUACAUUAUACUAUAAUAUAAUUAUUGUG
Messenger RNA from Daktulosphaira vitifoliae (grape phylloxera), 3104 nucleotides. RefSeq names its product 52 kDa repressor of the inhibitor of the protein kinase-like. The transcript has 3 exons. NCBI's taxonomy places the organism in Eukaryota, Metazoa, Arthropoda, Insecta, Hemiptera, Phylloxeridae. Bases 2155 to 2850 code for a protein of 231 amino acids. Gene Ontology annotation, molecular function: protein dimerization activity. The record is from RefSeq and is a predicted model, not a curated record.